AUGGUGAAAGAGAAGACUCAUGUUAACGUGGUGAUUAUCGGCCAUGUGGACAGCGGGAAGUCAACCACCACCGGUCACCUCGUCUAUAAAUGUGGAGGCAUCGAUCAGAGACGACUGGAGAAGUUUGAAAAGGCUGCAGCACAGAUGGGGAAGAGUUCCUUUAAGUUUGCCUGGGUGUUGGACAAGCUGAAAGCGGAGCGGGAGCGAGGCAUCACCAUCGACAUCUCACUGCUGAAGUUUAACACACAGAAAUACACCAUGACUAUAAUUGAUGCUCCGGGCCACCGUGACUUCAUCAAAAACAUGAUAACAGGGACUUCACAGGCUGAUGUGGCCCUGCUGGUGGUCUCGGCAGCUAAAGGAGAGUUUGAGGCCGGCGUAUCGAGGAGCGGUCAGACCAGAGAGCACGCCUUGCUGGCUUACACUCUGGGCGUCAAGCAAAUCAUCGUCUGCGUGAACAAGAUGGACGUGACCGAGCCGCCGUACAGCCAGAAACGCUUCGACGAGGUGGUCCGAGGCGUGAGUGGCUUCCUCAAGAAGAUUGGCUACGACCCAACCAGCGUCCCUUUUGUUCCGAUCUCUGGCUGGACCGGAGAGAACAUGAUCACUGCCACUCAGAAGAUGCCGUGGUUUCAAGGCUGGAAGUCCAGACGAAGGGAAGGAAACGCUAGUGGGAGAACUCUACUGGAAGUCCUGGACUCCAUCCGUCCGCCGGUCCGCACCAUCAACAAACCGCUACGAUUACCUCUGCAGGACGUCUACAAGAUAGGAGGUGUUGGGACCGUACCUGUGGGGAAGAUCGAGACCGGCGUCCUGAAACCCGGUAUGACCCUGAUGUUCUCCCCCGCCAAGCUGACGGCUGAGGUGAAGUCCAUCGAGAUGCACCACCAGGGUCUGCAGACGGCUCUACCGGGACACAACGUCGGCUUCAACAUUAAAAACGUGGCGGUGAAGAACCUGCGGCGUGGUGACGUAGCCGGAAACGCCCAGCAGGACCCCCCCUCUGACGUCAACAGCUUCGAAGCUCAGGUGAUCGUUCUGAACCAUCCAGGAAAGAUUAAAACUGGCUACACCCCCGUCCUGGACUGCCACACCGCCCACGUCACCUGCCGCUUUGCCGAGCUGAGGGAGAAACUGGACCGCCGCACCGGGAAGAAGCUGGAGGACAACCCUCAGAUCCUGAUGUCUGGAGACGCUGCGACAGUCAAACUGGUUCCCAUCAAGCCCAUGUGUGUGGAGAGCUUCUUCACUUAUCCUCCUUUAGGUCGCUUCGCAGUCCGAGACCUGAAGCAGACGGUUGCUGUUGGCGUCAUCAAGUCAGUGGAGAAGGACCAAGGCUCCAAAGCUCCACUCAAACCUCAAGUGUGUAAAUAA
Scomber japonicus (chub mackerel) is the source of this 1374-nucleotide messenger RNA. It is a transcript of the gene eef1a1l3, whose product is annotated as eukaryotic translation elongation factor 1 alpha 1, like 3. The coding region runs from base 1 to 1374 and encodes 457 amino acids. Lineage: Eukaryota; Metazoa; Chordata; Actinopteri; Scombriformes; Scombridae. Gene Ontology annotation, biological process: translation; translational elongation. The transcript is spliced from 7 exons. The record is from RefSeq and is a predicted model, not a curated record. Gene Ontology annotation, molecular function: GTP binding; GTPase activity; translation elongation factor activity.